Messenger RNA from Psammomys obesus (fat sand rat), 4115 nucleotides. RefSeq names its product transmembrane protein 151B (gene Tmem151b). The transcript is spliced from 3 exons. Lineage: Eukaryota; Metazoa; Chordata; Mammalia; Rodentia; Muridae. The record is from RefSeq and is a predicted model, not a curated record. Bases 151 to 1842 code for a protein of 563 amino acids.
UGCCCUUUCUAGGCCCCCUCCCCCCGGCGGGGGGUGGGGAGCAGAGAGGGCCCCGCCCCUCGCGCCCCCUUCCUCAGGGCCAGCGCAGGAUGCCCCCGGCCCCUGGCAGCCCCCCGGGAGGUCCUGAGCUCGACGCGCCCCCUCUACGCCAUGUCCCCCCCUGGCUCGGCCGCGGGAGAGAGCGCCGGCGGCGGCGGCGGCGGUGGCGGCUCCGGGGUCCCGGAGGAGCCCAUGGCAGCGGCGGACGAGGGCCCCGCCCGAGAGGAGCAACGUCCCAUCCAGCCCUCUUUCACCAAAUCUCUCUGCCGUGACUCCCACUGGAAGUGCCUCCUGCUCUCGCUGCUCAUGUACGGCUGCCUGGGGGCGGUGGCUUGGUGCCACGUCACCACAGUGACGCGCCUCACCUUCAGCAGCGCCUACCAGGGCAACAGCCUCAUGUACCAUGACAGCCCCUGCUCCAACGGCUAUGUCUACAUCCCGCUGGCCUUCCUGCUCAUGCUGUACGCGGUCUACCUGGUGGAGUGCUGGCACUGCCAAGCCCGCCACGAGCUGCAGCACCGGGUGGACGUGAGCAGCGUCCGGGAGCGCGUGGGCCGCAUGCAGCAGGCUACCCCCUGCAUAUGGUGGAAGGCCAUCAGUUAUCACUACGUCCGACGGACUCGGCAGGUCACCCGGUACCGAAACGGAGACGCCUACACCACCACCCAGGUCUACCACGAGCGCGUCAACACCCACGUGGCCGAGGCCGAGUUCGACUACGCGCGCUGCGGGGUCCGGGACGUGUCCAAGGCGCUGGUGGGGCUGGAGGGAGCGCCGGCCACGCGCCUGCGCUUCACCAAGUGCUUCAGCUUCGCCAGCGUGGAGGCCGAGAACGCGUACCUGUGCCAGCGGGCACGCUUCUUCGCCGAGAACGAGGGCCUGGACGACUACAUGGAGGCACGGGAGGGCAUGCACCUCAAGAACGUGGACUUCCGAGAGUUCAUGGUGGCCUUCCCCGACCCGGCCCGGCCGCCCUGGUACGCCUGCUCGUCGGCCUUCUGGGCCGCAGCGCUGCUCACCCUGUCGUGGCCGCUCAGGGUGCUGGCCGAGUACCGCACGGCCUACGCUCACUACCACGUGGAGAAGCUCUUCGGCCUGGAGGGGCCGGGCUCGGCCAGCAGCGCGGGCGGAGGCCUGAGCCCCAGCGACGAGCUGCUGCCCCCGCUCACGCACCGCCUGCCGCGGGUCAACACGGUGGACAGCACGGAGCUCGAGUGGCACAUCCGCUCCAACCAGCAGCUGGUCCCCAGCUACUCGGAGGCGGUGCUCAUGGACCUGGCGGGGCUGGGCGCCCGCUGCGGGGGGCCCGGGGGCGGGGGCUACGCCCCCACGUGUCGCUACGGAGGGGUGGGCGGCCCCGGCGCGGCGGGCGUGGCCCCGUACCGGCGGAGCUGCGAGCACUGCCAGCGGGCGGUCAGCAGCUCGUCCAUCUUCUCCCGCAGCGCCCUGAGCAUCUGCGCCAGCCCUCGGGCCGGCCAGGGGCCCGGAGCCGGUGCAGGGUGCGGGGGCAGCCGUUUCUCCCUCGGCCGCCUCUACGGCUCCCGGCGUAGCUGCCUGUGGCGCAGCCGGAGCGGGAGCGUCAACGAGGCGAGCUGCCCCACCGAGCAGACGCGUCUGUCCAGCCAGGCCAGCAUGCGGGAUGACGAGGAGGACGACGACGACGAGGAGGAGGCCGGGCCCCCGCCCCCCUACCACGACGCCCUCUACUUCCCUGUCCUCAUCGUCCAUCGGCAGGAGGGGUGCCUGGGCCACAGCCACCGGCCACUGCACCGCCACGGCUCCUGCGUGGAGACCUCACUGUGACCUCCCGCCCUUGGAGGGAGCCUGCGCCGUUCUCCCGCCUCCGCCCCUCCAAGGGUUGUGCUCCCUGUGUGUAGCAGGGGGAAGCAGGAUGGUGACUGAGGACGGGCGGGGGAUGGGGGAAGGCAGGGGGCGAGGGGCACGCCCAGGCAAGACCCUGGUGGUCUAAGACUCUGCUUCCCUGUACGCAGACAGAGGACGAGGGGUUGGCAGCUCUCUGAGAAUCCCACCCACCGGGGCCGAGGUGGCUCUCUUCCGGUCCCCACCGCGUUCCUACCGGAACACCUCUUUUUCCACGGACACUCGAGAUUUCCCGCCCAGGCUUUCAUCGAGUCUUGACUGUUACUAGGCAACUAUGAUGUGGGACCAGUUUUUUGUUUUUUUUUUUUUUUUUUUUCUUUUUUGGCCUCUCCACUAAGGGAGUCACCGUGGCCACAGGAAGGGCAUUUGACGCUUUUUUGUUUGUUUGUUUGUUUAUAACCUCGCUCCACCUGGGCCCCCGUGGAGGGGGGCGGGCGGGCGGUGGUUUGGUGAAGAGCAAGCGGCAGGGCUGGCUUCCAGCCAGCUACUGAGUUCACCGGGUCUGGGGUGGGGCCAGGUGGCAGCCCAGUAUGCCCCUCCACGCCUUGCAAAAGUUCUGACGCUGCCUCGGGGAAAGCUUGGCGGUUCCUUGCUGCCACUCCCACCACUGUUGUUUAUCUCACUGGGCCCCAGAGGUCCGGUCCUGGAGGGACCUAUCAUCACGGCAAUGACGUCACUCACCUCGGGCUUCCUGGCUCUGAAGGGCUGUUGUCAGGGUGCGGGGCGAGGAAGGGAAGCUGGGGAGGGCAUGCCUGACCCGUUCAGCCUCCCAGCAAUCAGCUGCUCCCUCCCCUGGGUUCUGGGUAGGUGCUUCCGUUAAGGAGGCCAAGGUGCCAGCCCGGAGGCCCUGUUAAAGCAGGCCGGGGUGAGUUACCAAGGGGACGGAGCUUGAGACACACCUUGGUGUCAAGCGAACUCACUCAGGAGGCAGGCGGGAGGAGGAGCAGGGUUAGCAGUGGUCGGUAGAACGAAGCCAGCUCGCCAGCUCUGAAGGUGUGGCGGGGCGUGCUGUAGCUUUAGGUCUUGCUGAGGUAGUGCGUCCCUCACACAUGCUCGGUGGAGCCAUCAACAAACCCUAGCUGGAGAUACUUAAUUCCAGUGGCAGGAGUUGGGUUCUUGCCAGACCCUUCACUUCCUUUUAUCUAGGUCUUCAAAGGGGCGUCCUGCCACAGCCCCAGGACACCAACCCCUGUCCUGUCCCUUCAAAGCUUUGACCCGACUCUGCUCUCCCUCUCCCCACGCUCCCUUACCCCCACCCCCACCCCACUGUGCUUCGUUGUGCAUGUCUGUGUCCGGCCCCUUGCUCUCCCAAGCUGCCCUGGCUGAAGUUUUCCCAGCAGACUUAGCACCCAGGGAUUGGGCUGCCAUCCAGGCAGUCUUCCUCCUUCUGCUUCUUGCUUUGCCUUCGCUGUCAGAACUCUAUCUUCCUGGCCUCCCCUGGCUGUAUCAACGGGGGAAGUUGCCCCCACUUAUGCAACAACUCUGGCUCCCCUUCCCUUCUUCCCAGGGGGAUACGGGAAGCCCAUAUUGUGGGGGGUGCCAUGAUCUAUGGCUCAAAUGGGGGGGGGUGAGCUUUCUAACCAUAUGGAGAUGGUUGGGUGAGGAGGAAGGGGUGUCAGAGGGGAAUGGGUUUGGGCAGAAGGGAUCAUCACAGCUGCCCACCAGGUUUCCUGGGCGGCAGUAGCCACUGGCCUGCCAGCACUGAACCCUCCCGGACACUGAGUGUGGGCUCCUCGUCUGUGGGUGGGUGGCUUGGUUGUUGGAGCACUCUACUUUUCCCGGAGCAGACAUCUGUUGACGCACAGGUGGUGGGGGAGCUGUGGCCUGAGGCCCCAGUUCUUGGCCAGCUGGCACCGGAAUAUCUUGUUCCCAUUUAGGGUCAGCCUGGCCACCUCACCUCUCCAAGGAGGGAAGGACUUGGCUCACUCUCCUUCAUGCUGGGUCCAGUGACAGAGCUUGGCCUCCGGAGAGGAGGAGGGGAAGCCUUGCUAUUGUUUUUUGUUUUUUGUUUUUUGGUUUUUUUUUGCCUGACCAUUUCUGCCUAGGUCAUCUUGCACAGACAGCUCACCUCCCACACACGCACAGACUUAAGAGAGAAAGCAAUUCUUUGGUCUCUUUUCUUGGUAGCUUUAUUGAUUGCCAGGGAAAAUGAAAACCAGAAAAUUAAUUAAUCUCUAAAAUUAAACUUUACACUG